AUGGGGAUCUUGGGUCUUUCGAAGCUGCUUUAUGACCGAUCACCUGCUGCCAUUCGUGAGCGUGAACUGAAGAACUACUUUGGCCGUCGCAUUGCCAUUGAUGCCUCCAUGACGAUAUAUCAAUUCAUCAUUGCGAUGAAGGGAUUUCAGGAUGGGCAGGGGAUGGAACUGACGAAUGAGGCGGGGGAGGUCACGUCACAUUUGAACGGUCUUUUUGCCCGCACUUUGCGAAUGGUGGACGAGGGCCUGAGACCGAUCUACGUUUUUGACGGUAAACCACCCACGCUGAAGGCAUCGGAGCUACAAGAGAGACGACAGAGAGCGGAAGAGGCGCAGCAGUUGUUUGACACGGCUAAGGAGGAGGGAAAUGAUGAGCUGAUGGAGAAGAUGAGCAAGCGCACUGUGCGGGUUUCAAGGGAGCAGUUGGAAGAGGCGAAAAAACUGCUUCAACUGAUGGGCAUUCCCGUUGUUCAGGCGCCAUCCGAGGCUGAGGCGCAGUGCGCGGAGCUGGUGAAGAAGAAAAAGGCCUGGGCCGUUGCGACGGAGGACAUGGACGCACUUACUUUUGGGGCACCGGUGAUGCUUCGGCACCUGACAUAUAGUGAGGCAAAGAAGCGCCCCAUUGCGGAGUUUCACCUGGAUGAGAUUUUGGGCAUAACCGGGUUGACAAUGACACAAUUUAUCGACCUUUGCAUUUUACUUGGCUGUGAUUACGUGCCCAAGAUCCCGGGCAUUGGUCCACAGAAGGCGUGGGAGGGCAUCAAGAAGCAUGGCGACAUUGAAACGCUUCUUCAGUCUCUUGAUGCCGGGAGACACAGCGUGCCCGAGGGCUUUCACUACGAGGAGGCGCGACAGUUUUUCCUUAAACCUGAGGUGACUCCAGCUGAGGAAAUUGAAAUUCAGUUUCGUGAGCCUGACGAGGAGGGUCUUGUAAAGUUUCUUGUGGAGGAGAAACUGUUCAAUAAGGAUCGGGUGCUGAAGGGGAUUCAACGGCUCCGAAACGCACUGACACGAAAAACACAGGGUCGUCUGGACCAGUUUUUUACCAUCACAAGGCCGGUGACGAAACCCAACACCUGCGAUGCAAAGGCCGGUGUGAAGAGGGGUCAUAGCGCCAUUGCCUUGUCGGGGACGCUGCAGCAAAAAGGGUCCUCCGGGCACAAAAAGGUGGUUAAGAAAUAA
Trypanosoma cruzi is the source of this 1182-nucleotide messenger RNA. RefSeq names its product flap endonuclease-1 (FEN-1), putative. The coding region runs from base 1 to 1182 and encodes 393 amino acids. The transcript has a single exon. The record is from RefSeq and is a predicted model, not a curated record. NCBI's taxonomy places the organism in Eukaryota, Euglenozoa, Kinetoplastea, Trypanosomatida, Trypanosomatidae. Gene Ontology annotation, molecular function: 5'-flap endonuclease activity; DNA binding; 5'-3' exonuclease activity.